AUGAGAUUUGACGACAAUUACGGUGGCGACCCCAACUAUGUUGGCUCCUCAAUCAAACCCACCAAGUUCUACCAAGACGAGAAGGGAAUCAGCGCCUCUGCACUGGCACUACACACCGAGCACGAAAAGUGGGUGGGAGAGGUCUCCGCUUACACAAGCGAGAUCACAGAUGAUGACUUUGUCCAGCCUGCAGCAUUGUGGGAGGUCAUUGGUCGCGAGUCUGGUCACCAAGAGAGAGUUAUCGAAAACCUUGUGGGCAGUAUCAAGGGUGUCAAGUACCCUGGGUUGCGUAAGGCUGUCUACGGACUCUUUGGACGUGUCAAUAAGGAUCUCGGGUCCAUUUUGCAGCAGCGUACCGAAGCAGCGAUCAAGACUGCGCAGAAGUAG
This is a messenger RNA of Penicillium cosmopolitanum, 387 nucleotides long. RefSeq names its product catalase. The transcript has 2 exons. Gene Ontology annotation, molecular function: heme binding. Lineage: Eukaryota; Fungi; Ascomycota; Eurotiomycetes; Eurotiales; Aspergillaceae. The coding region runs from base 1 to 387 and encodes 128 amino acids. The record is from RefSeq and is a predicted model, not a curated record.